AUGGAGCAGUCAUCCCCAGAUAACCGAUUUUCUCAUACUCCAAAUUCUACAUUCUCAACCAAGAAAGGAAGGAGUGGUUAUGAACCAUCAGACACAGAGACCGAGUGGCAAGAGAUUCCACGGCACGAACGAGAAAGAAGGAACUUAAUUUUAGGUCCUGAAGAAACAAAAGCUUUGACUCUAAUGAACAAAACCCCCAUGGCACUACACAGGAGGUACUCUACAAGGUUUGAAACUGAAGUCUCAAUCUCAUCAUCCUCAACAGCUUCAGUUUCCCGAAGAAAACACCAUAGCAAAUCACCCUAUAAGCUGCGCGUAGCAGGUGAUGAUGCUGCUUCAUCAUCAUCCAUAACCGUGUCUCCUUUCAGCAGAAGCCACGAGCAAAGAACACCCUCUAGAGAGAACAGAAAAGUGGUUGAGGCAACCGAGAAGCCACACUACAAAAGAGCAGUGACUGCUCCAAGGUUGAGGGAGCACGAGAGCAAUCAUGGAGGGAAAACCAAUGACAUGGUUGUCAAACAAAGGGAAGCUUUCAAAGCAACUUCAGUUGGAGAAAUCAACGAAAUGAUAGGCCAGGUGAAAUUAUAUGAGAAUCUCACUAGUGAUUAUUCAUCGGUGCUAGAAAGCACAGAUUCGAUUCAACCAGGUGAUCUUUUCUUUUCCCGCGAAUGCAAUGCCUUUCAAGGGAAGAAUUCUUCAUUGCCAAAAAGCAUUCAACAAUGUGGUCAUUUUAGUCCAAGGCCAUUGGUGACCCCCGUGAGAGCUCCCUCUGAAAAUAGAGAAAAUGGUGAUCUUAACCUCAAUAUGAAUAUCCGAGGAACAUCGUCCAAUAAUGUCUUGUCUCGAUCAACCACUACAAGUUCUGCUGCUACAAGCAGAAAGGGUAGUGGCACUGGGAAGCCAAGUAGCGUGACAAGCGAUGGUAGUGUAAAGACAACUGCAAGCAUGCAGAGAUUCACAUCCAAUCGAAAGAAGAACCAGAAAGAUGCAUGGUUUUCUUGUAUGAGAACAGGAAACUGUAGAACGACAAGAAAAUCGCCUGAACGUCGACCAAUUGAUGAAGCUUCUUUCAUUGGAAGGGCAUCAGUGGUGGAAAACCUCCCACAAUUCUGGGCAGAUAAACACCAACCUGCUUCACUUAAUGGCUUCAUUUGCAACAAACAAGAAGCUCAACUUCUCAAGGAAUUGGUGUCUCGGGGGUCUUGUCCUCAUAUUCUGCUCAAAGGACCCUCCGGUGCCGGGAAAAGACAACUAGCAAUGGCCCUUCUUCGAGAGAUAUACGGUGAUGCAUGCUGUAAUGACAAAAGGCUUAUGAAAGUAUCUGUUCCAAUAACAUCCAGUUCUCAUCACAUGGAGCUCGAUGUAAAUUCAGAUCCAAAUGCUAAAUAUGCUUUAAUGGGAUUAAUCAAAGAAAUUAGCAAUAUAUAUGCUAUUGCCCCCGAAGUCAGCAAUAUUAAUUUCAAGUCAGAUUAUAAAGUAAUAGUUCUUUAUGAGGUCCACAAAGCAGUAGAUAACAUUCAGCACAUUAUCAAAUGGACCAUAGACCGCUAUUCAGAUAUAUGCAAAUUAGUACUCUGCCUUGAAGAUGAUGCAUGCAUCAUUGAACCUGUGAAAAAUCGGUUCAAAGUUAUCAAAGUUGAGGCUCCUCAAACUCUUGAAAUUGUUGAGGUCCUUAUUCAGAUAGCAAAGAAUGAGGAAAUUGAUCUACCCAUGAAUUUUGCUGCGAAGAUUGCUACAAAGUCUAAGCAGAACCUCAGACAAGCUAUCAUGGCUCUUGAAGCAUGCAAAGCUCACAACUAUCCAUUUUCAGAAGAACAACCAAUUUCAAUUGGAUGGGAGGAGAUCGUAAUAGAAGUUGCUGCAGAAAUCGUAGCUGAUCCCUCAUUUUCACGAUUACUCUCAAUACGAGGGAAAUUUCAAAUGCUUCUCCUGGAUUUUGUCCACCCAAAACUGAUUCUCCAGAAACUCGUGGAACAGCUCCUAAAAAGAAUUGAGGCCAACUUAAAAAGGGAACUAUACUAUUGGCAUGCUUAUUAUGUGAGUUUCUCUUUCCAUAAAUUGCCUUAA
Messenger RNA from Abrus precatorius (Indian licorice), 2067 nucleotides. RefSeq lists its product as uncharacterized. Bases 1 to 2067 code for a protein of 688 amino acids. Gene Ontology annotation, biological process: DNA-templated DNA replication; DNA repair. Gene Ontology annotation, molecular function: DNA binding; DNA clamp loader activity. NCBI's taxonomy places the organism in Eukaryota, Viridiplantae, Streptophyta, Magnoliopsida, Fabales, Fabaceae. The record is from RefSeq and is a predicted model, not a curated record. Gene Ontology annotation, cellular component: DNA replication factor C complex; nucleus. The transcript has 8 exons.